AUGAGUUUUCCUCCCACUUUCUUUCUUUAUCUGACUCUCCCUUUCUCUUUCCCUCUCCCUUUUUCUUCUUUUUCUUUAAUUCACUUCGUUCUUUCUUCUCUCUUAUCAGAUAGUCCUUUUUCUCCUUUCUCCCUCUCUUUUAAUCUCAGUAAAUUCUCUCUUUUGUUCUCUUUCUUUUAUUCUCUGUGGUUUCUCUUCGUCCUUACUUUCUCUACUUCUUCUCUUCUUCAAUUCUUUGCUUAUUUUCUCUUCGGUGUUUUCUCAUUAAGUUUAUUUUCCUCUCCCUUGCCUAUGCGUUAUGCUUCCCCUUUCUUAUCUUUGAUUUUUCAUCUUUUCUUACUAUCUCCCCUACUCUGUCUGUCUGUCUCUCUCUCUGUCUGUCUCUCUCUCUCUCUCUCUCACACACACACACACACACACACACAACUUCUCUAUUUAUCUUCUGUAUUCAAUGAGUUGUCGUUGGCUAUCUUUCUCUCUAUUCUCUCACUGGUAUUUACUCUUUAUUUUUUCGUUCUCUCAAUAUUCUUUAUAUUUGAGUUCUUCUCUUCUUCCUUUCUCUCACUCUCGGUAAUGUUUGUUCUUCUUUUCUUCAUUUCAUUAUCGGCGUAUUUCUCAGUGACUUCCACUCAUUUUUUCUUAAUCUUUCUUCUCUUCUCUCUUUUUCUACCUUUCUUUUCUUCCUCUUUAAUUCUCAUCGACAUUUUCCGUUCUGUUUUCGCUGAGUUGUCUGUUCUCUUGACCCUAUCUCUCUCUCGCUUUGUUUUUCACGUUAUUCCCAUCCUCCAUUAUUUCUCUAACUUCCUUUCAAGAUGCUUUCCGCUCCUCUAUACCAUUUCUUCUCUUCUCAUUGAAUUUCUCUUCGUCCAUUCAUUCUCUAUUUUCUCCUUUCCUCAGUUUGCUCUCUCGUUCUCAUAG
This is a messenger RNA of Acanthosepion pharaonis, 918 nucleotides long. Lineage: Eukaryota; Metazoa; Mollusca; Cephalopoda; Sepiida; Sepiidae. The record is from the annotation of a GenBank genome assembly.